UUUUUCUCCAAAACUACUUUAUAAUUUACACAUAUCGUUUUCAUAUCCAUUAUUAACGCUUCCAGCGGCCAUAUAACCGACAUCGUCGCGGACUGCGACCUACCUUGAUCGCUAUGCAAAGAAUAUUUGUGAAAAUUUUUAUCUGCGUCCUUGCAACGUGCUGGAUUUCGAAUGUUUGGCGCGUUUGUGGAACGUUGUCGAAGAAAGAUAAAAAGGAUAGGAAAAAUAAGGAAAAUCGGAUGGUAAGACAAUUUCUAUUGUUUUUAUUGAAAUAAAUAACACCUUAAGCUUCUUAAAAAAAAAAGGACAUAAUAACCUUUUAGUUAUCGCAAAGUAUGAAUAGCUUGCACUCCCCUACUGAAUGUCUGGAAUUCUCCAAAAUAAUAUACUCCUACCUGAUAAGUUAAUGUAUGGAAAACUCAACUUAAUACAACCACACAUAGCUGUUUUAGCUUAGAGGGCCACUGUGCAGGGUCUUAUCCGUGCAAAAUGUUUUAUUUAUUAUUUAUAUUUCAGUGUCUAUCUGGAUGUGAAUAAUAUUGAAAAUAUACUAUUGUCACUUGACUUUUAUACUUGGCUAAAGCCUGAAAAAUAACUGAUCUAAGGUUAAGGAAAGGGAUGAAAUUCACAAAAAAAGGAAUUUUGUUUGUUGUAUAGCAACGUUAUUGAUAAAAAUGUUGAAUUGUAAUUAACUUGAAAAGUCAGAGGAACUUUUUUUAGAUGCUGACAUUGAAUGCAAAUUACUAACUGUAAAUUAAACACUGAGCAGGUGGAUUCAUCGUGACUUUAAAGUUUUUUUGUAAAUUAUCUGUCAAUAUUUGUUAUUUAAUAACAGUUAUCUGGCAAUAGUUGUUCAUGUCCAAAAAGAAGGAAGAAAGAAAGAAAAUUGAAAAAAAAAAUGAAAAAUUAUCUUGCAUGGCAUUCAAAUUUCUAAACAUGUAAAAAAACUUUCAGAUCAGUUCUUCUUAAUGUACAAGUCAGAUCACUUAGAGCAAGAUAAAGUCAAUUCCCAUCACAUGCAUGUUGUUUUCAGUGAGACAUGUAAUAUGAACCUUAGUUACCGGUAUUGCACCACCUGGGAGACUAAACAUGGAGUGAAAUAAAUUUUAUACAAAGUGUCUUUUGUUAAAAGCAGCCCUGUUAAUUACUAUAACCUUCUAAACCUUAAUGAUUAGACAAGUUGCAAAUAAGAAUUUUCAUGCGGCAAGAAAGUCCUCUUUCACACUUUUUUUCCAUAGUUAAAAGCAACCCUUUUAAUUACUAUAACUUUACAGUGCGAAAAAAAUAAGUGGAAGUUUAAAGGAAGUAAAAUUGUUGCUUUCAGCAUAAAAAAUAUUACUGAAGUUGAGAAGUUGGAAUAUCCCCUGGGGAGUUGUUUUAGCUGGCUUUCCCGUAGAAAAUUCUAAUUUUCUUUCCGUCUUAAUACCAGUGUUAUCUGAUCCAUCUUUUGCAAUAUUAAUAUCCACUUUAAAAUAUACAAUAAAGGAGAGAAAAGGAGGAAAACAGAAAAAAAUAAUCUCCCAUACCAUCUCAGAAUCUCUUGUGAAGUUGAAGAAGUUUCUUUUUCUAAUCCAUUUCAGCCUCACCUUGAAACAAAUGUUAUGUCAAGGGGUUUAGUUGUGGAAAAUCCCAAGACAAGAGAUAUUAUCAAGUUUCACAGUUCAUAUUACAAAAACACAACAGAAGUUAACUUUGAGGGAGAGGUUCUGGUUUAUGUUACCCCGGUAAGUAGAAAAAAAAGUAUAAUUAAGAACCAGAGGUCAUACACAGCUGUUAAUUUUUGCCCAUUCACAAUAUCGUGGCCUUUAAACCAGGUAUCCCAGAGACCCAGAUUCAUUGAUUGGCUGUCCUAGAGUCCUCAAGUGGUCCUUCCACCCAGAACCAAAACAUUAAUUUUAUUUAUUAUUAAUAGUCAUUAUCAGGGCCCAAAAAAAGUCUCGUCCAGUCGUCUGGGACAAGCAGAUUUUCUUCCCCCGGGGCAAUUAAGUAACUUUAAAAUUCAUUUGCGCAAUGGGCAAGGGUCUAUAAGCAGGUCAUCUUCUAACUAAAUCGUUAACUAAGAUGAGCAAGAAGUGGCCCCAGGUAAGCAAAAUGUGAGAGCUGCUUGCUCAAAGGAUAAGCUGUAAUUCAAGUUUUUUUCAAACCCUGCAUUAUGACUGUAUACUUUCCUUUGUACUUUGUCAGCUUCUGUUGGGCAGUACAGUAGAAGCUGACAAUGGGGUUGGGCACAAUCAGGACUCAGGGUGUACCCCAUACCCAUUUCCACAGUGCAUGCGGGAUGCGUGUAGGGGGUGUGGUCACUACCAGAGGUUGUUUAUGCAUUCUCCGUGACUCACUUGUAAUUCUAAUGGCCCGUCAAAGUAAGAAAUAUGUAUUGUGGUUCAAUUUUAUCCUUGGUUCAAAUUUAAUUUUCCUUUGUUUCAAACUCAUUAUGAUAUAUUACCAUACCCAAAAACAAAGGAAGAUAAAAUUUAAACCGAGGACAUAAACUGAACCACAAGAUAUGCAUAUGUAUUGUAUUAAAGGCAUAUAAUGCAUCAUACAGGGCCUACCCCUUUUGUGUAGCUUCCAUUGAAAAAUGGUGCCCCUUUGUCAUACCUAUGAACAGUUCCUAGUUUUUUGAGUGAUGUUUAAUAAAUAAAUUGAUAAAGCCAUAAGGUGCAUCUUUUCUAAGUAUUUUUGUAUAAGAUGUGCUUGAAAACCUAGAACUAUAUGAAAAUUUUUCCAGCUUUUUUCGUAUACCAUACUUUUAACUCGUAAAAUUCCCACCUUUUCUUUUAAUACAUGCACCUGAACUGUGAAAAGGUGGCCCUUUUAAGCAAAGGGGAGUAAACUUUGUUUAUUUUCUCUCUUCUAGUGGAAUUCUCACGGUUAUGAUAUUGCAAAAAUAUUCAGCUCAAAGUUUACCUACGUGUCCCCAGUAUGGCUUCAAGUAAAAAGAAGGUUUGAAUAAUAAUUAGAAAUCAUUGCCAUCCUAUCUUGAUCAUGCAGCCUGCUCUAUUCACCAGGCCCCCCCCGGGGUACUGCCACAUAUGGGCUAUACAGGUAUGUGCCGCUGUGAAGGGUAUGGUUUUCAAGCAGUUUACUCUAGAAUAGAGUGUAUAAAUCAGAGUGUUUGGGUCUAGAAUAGGGUAUCAUUUGACAGGAAACUGAUCAGUUGUUUGAAGAUUUUAUCUAAACUGGGGAAACAGCUACUCUAGGAUAGGGGGGGUUUGGGGAGUUUACUCUAGUAUAGGGUAGCAAAAUUCAGCUGAACCAGCUCUGGUAUAGGUUAAGGAUUCCAGAUCCCAGCGGCACAUACCCACCCAGAAAUUCCUAAAGUAUCCCCCCCCCUGGGGACCAGGCCGUGCUAUUUCAAAAGAUUGAUACUGCUUUUCACUAAAUAAUCACUAUCCAGAGGAUAGUGUUAGAAAGACUCAUUGCACCAUCCAGUAGGUAUAAUUAACAAUUAUUCCUCGACACCGAAUGGGCUCUGAGUCAAUAGCCCAUGAGGGCGAAGGCCGAACGGGCUAUUGACUCAGAGACCAUGAGGGUGAGAGGAAUGAUUGCCUUAGUAAAAUCCAACUAGUUGGUAUAUAGCGAGUCAAAACAACUUUAGCUAGCAAAACGCGAUUCAGCCGCCAUUGUUUUGGUGUUCAAAGCCAGUGCUUUUCGCUACUAGUGUGCUAUAACAUAUAGCCUAGUAGUAGCUCAACCAAUCAGAACACAGCAUUAAUAAUAGACCACUAGUUGGAUUUUACUAAUGGCAAUUAAGUAAACUCUCUUCCUCAUUCUUGGUAAUAGCAAGAGCUGCAAUUUGGUAUAAUUAAAUUAACCCUUCCACCUCCCUUCUCUCCACUGAGCUCCCCUCUGCAAGUGUUUGCAAAGUAUAAGCUCCAAGGUAGAGGAUUUAUGUUAAUUACUACAGGGUUGUUACUAAGAUUUCAAGUUGCUGGGUAAAUACAACAAGUAGGCGGGGAAUCAAACAGCUAGAGGAUUUCUUUUGGUUCUAAUUUUCUUCUAUUUUCCAAUGAAAGUAGCCGGGGCCACAUUCAUAGUAGCCGCGAAAAAUUCCCAGCCCCCAGCUCUUAACGACAGCCUUGUACUAGCGCAAGUUCAGUUUUCAAAAGGUGGACAGUGCUAGCUAUCUACAUCAUAGAAUGAGGAAGAACUUGACUUGAUUUUUAUUUAAAAACUAACUACAUUUUCUUUUAGUUUGAUUUUGAAAGUAAAAUGGCACGGUAGGAGUUUGGGUGUAGGCUUGAUUUCUGAAGCUAAGUAGGGUGGGGUUACAUUAUAUUCCUUUUCGUCUCUUUAAAAAGGAGUGGGGGGAGGGGUGGUUGUUUAAAAAAUUGAUUGUUUAUGAUUUUAUAAUAUUAUUGGGGCUAAUUGGUUUAAAGAGAUUUUAUGAUCUGCUUUCUGUGAGGUGGCCAUACAAUCUUCAUGCGUUAUCAACUGAUAUACAUGAUAGGUUGUUUUGCUUAAGCAAAUUACAUUUAGCUUGCGAUAGUUGAAUUGGAUGAUAGUGGCUUCCUAAACAUUAUAAUCAUGAAUGUAUCAGUAGAGUUCAGUGGGUAAUUUCAUUAUGGAUUGUAAUCACAGCAAAGCUGCAGUGUUUUUCAUCUUCUCUCCAUUAGGAAAACUGGGAACUUUGCUAUUGAAGGAGGACAUGACAUUGAUCAAGGUUUGAGCUUUUCUUUUAAAUAAGUAUAACUAAAACCAGCUUUUCAUCAAUUGCUGGCUUGCACAUGACGUCACGGCCACGUUGGUGGCCAUGUUGGUGGUCAAGAAGAAAAGCAUUUCUCUCCUCUGGGAACUAAACUCUAUUUCCAUGUAAAUUCUUCGUGAAAAAACUCUAAUGUUUUGACCCCCAACAUGGCCGCCUUGUCAUGUGGUCGCAAACCAAGAAUAAUGAGGUGAAAUUAGAGACCUCAAGAUAUAACUAAGUCUUGUCUGCGAAGUCGACCACGAGUUUACGAGUCAGUUUACAGGGAGGGAUCUAUCUACCACCUGUUCACAAUAAAGAACCAUACAUGUAUGUUUGGCCAAAAAAACUAAUAGAGACCUUUAUAUUAGAGGACGACAACGACUACGAAUACCAGAUUUGACUUCAGGUUUUUUCGCGUAUUCUGAAAAAAUAAACGCCCUGGAAAGCUUCAUUGUACCUAACCACUAUUAUCUUUAACAAUUAUUCCUCGAGCCUGAAUGGGCUCUGAGUCAAUAGCCCAUGAGGCUGAAGGCCGAAUGGGCUAUUGACUCGGAGGCCAGCUAGUUAAAGCUAGACUUUAAUCCCUUUUUGCCGCCAAAAAGCCCGCGCUUUUCGCUACUUGUGGGCUAUAACAUAUAGCCUAGUAGGAGCUCAACCAAUUAAAACGCAGCCUUGAUAAUAGACCACUAGUUGGAUUUUACUAAUUAUUGAUAGCCUGCAUAACAGGCACUUUAUGAGUCAAGCGAUGCGAACGCUGUAUUUUGGGCGACGCGCGAAACGAGUGCGAAAUGCCUUGUUCGCCUCGCUUGGCUCAUAAAGCGACUGUGAUGCAGGCUACUUUAUUGAAGGAGGUUAAACCCUCUCCCGGUCGAAAAAAAAAAAAAAGAAAAGAAAAGCACUUUAUCUUUGUGUCAAUGUAUUUAGAUGUAGCACGAAAGUACUAACUAGGAAAACUAUUGGUGCGUCUCCUACCGGUAACGGGACCGCCAUUUCACGUGGUCAUCCGAGCCACGCGAAGGUUUAGCCAUUUGCAGGGCAAAGGCAGUACCUUCUUUUCUCAGUCAUUUUAAGACCUGAGUGUUGGACUGGCCAAAUGAUAAAACCUCAAACAUUUGAUAAUUUGUUCACGUUUCUACGUCCGUCUCGCUGAAAUUAGGGACUUUAAGAUCCAACGACGCAACAGCAACGAGAACGCCCACGAGAACGUCGCUCAGAAAGUGAAUUUGCGUUCUUUCAGUUUUUAUCACAAUUAUUCCUACCCACUUACUUUGCCAAAUGUAGGCGAACCGUCCUGGAGUUGAAUGCCUAGGGACCAUCCAAGUUCAGAAAGAGAAAUAAAAUUUCGUCGCUGCCUGUUUACGUCCUCCACAAAACGCAAAAUUAGGCAUUUUCACGACGUAGUCAUGCAAAAACGGGCAAAGAAAUGUACAAAAAGGCGUGAUGCACGUGCAAAGUUGUUGUUUUUCUUAUAAUUGCCUAUUGUUAAUUUCACGUUCUUGUUGGUCUCUGCGUCGUUAAUUGGUUCUUAAAGUCCCUAUUAGUACAAUAACGACGGGUAUCGCGUUUUCCUCUCCAAAAUGAUGCUUGUUCACGCGCCAGCACUGCUAAGUUAAGGCUGGUUUUCACUAGCGACGGAGUCGGAGUCGUAAGCGGAGUCGCAAGAGCGCUUAUGACCUAGUGAAAAUCAAAAAUCGGAGUCGUAAGCAGAGUCAUAAGUCCGACGGAAUCGGAGUCAAAAGAAUCAGGACGUUUCCAUUUUCUUCCGAUUCCGCUUACGAGUCCGUCGCUUACGUUCCGCUAAUGAUCUAGUGAAAACCAGAUUUCGGAGUGAGAAGACGAAGCGGAAGGAUAAACCAAUCGCAAUGCAUGUUCCCACGCUUUGUGAUUGGUUAGGUCUUCCGCUUCUGCUUGCGACUUCGACGACACAGUUUUCACUCGAUCAUGGCAAACGGCGGAGUCGUACGCGGAAUCGGAACACUGUUCUCAGUAGAUCGUAUAGUUCUACGCUUCUGAUUACGACUUCGACCGGUCGCUAGUGAAAAGCAGCCUUUAGAAUAGGGAAAAUGUCGUGCACGUAGUCGUCCUCGUUUUAGAAUCUACUAAAGGUCUCUAUUUAUGAAAGUUCACAGAUACUAUUACGGGUGAUUUACCCGGCUUCCGGUUCACCAAAAAAACGGUGUAUUAUGACUUUAAAGUAUACUUUACUACUUUGGCAAAUUUCUGUUCAUUCUGUGUUUUCGAGAUACCUUGACAGUCUCUUUUUUUCUAUCCUAGGGUGGAUGGCAGAUGUUAGAAAAGGUGGAAAACAUGUUAAAAUAGGUGAGAAUUCUGUCUUAAUUUUCCAAAAUGUCGUGCGUUUACCAACACACUUACUUGGCCCUCAAAUACGCCCCCCCCCCCCCCCCGGCAAAAAAAAAGAAAAAACCGACGAGAGAAAUCUUAGACGAAAUGGUUUUCGCGCGUCCUUUUUUCGCUAUCUUCGCGUUUUAUAAAGCCUUGCGAAAACUACCACCCGCAAACAAAGAAAAGCGCGAUAUGAAAACUCGUGAAAUUUGAUAUUAAAUCUUCGUCGAGGAAAACAAAACAUGAACCUUUUUCAGUGUUAAAAAAAGGGCCCUCAGAUAAUAGUUUGAAAAGACAAGAGAUGCUUUUACUGUAUUUUCUCGAAUAAUAGCUGUCCCGCGAUUAAUGACCUCUCUCAAAUAAUCGCCCCCUUUGACCGAUAUAUUUCCUCAAAUAAUCCCUCCCCAAACCCCUCGCCAUCUUAUCUACAGGGACACCCAUAACGGUAAAUCUGGAGGUUGAAGCUGAAGUGGAGUCUGAUUCAGCAAAACUGAUCUUCGUCGAGGAAAACAAAACAUGAACCUUUUUCAGUGUUAAAAAAAGGGCCCUCAGAUAAUAGUUUGAAAAAACAAGAGAUUCAAGCUUUGACGCCGAGUAUAUUGACAUUGAAAAUUAUCUAGGAACCAGAUUUGGAACACUUUAAAAAAGCCCAUGUUCAGUUUAUUUGAUUUGACUAUUGUUUGAUUUUGAAUGGGAUAUAAACAAAAUAUUUAGGGCACGACUUCCACUGAGCAAUAUCUGAAAUAAUCGCCUUCCUCGAAUGAUCGCCCCCCUUUUGGUCCCAAAAAAGAAUCGCCCCCUGCUAUUAUUCAAGGAAACGCGUUCACUCGCCAAGCCUUUAUAGGUCUUUGGGUGAACUUACAAGGCGAGUGCAAAAACUUGAGAGGGGAUGAAACGAUGUAGGGUGAAACGUAAAAGACAUGAAGCCAUUUGUGUACGUUGACACCAACUGACAGAAUUUCACUCGUUUUUUUCAGUGCCGCGAAUACUGUUUGACCAGUGGUCACUCAACGAUUUCCAUAUAAUUUUCUCAAGUGAAACAGCGUUGCUUUCUCUUAUCGACACUAUUGUCUCAUUUCUGAGGGUAAGUAUUGUUGCGUGAAUCUUGAAUAAUUUUGAACUAAACGUGGCUCAACUGUACGCUAAAAGGAGUGACUCACAGUAGAGAAACGUGAACGCAAACGUAACGGCUGGUGCAAGCGCAAAAGUUGUCCUUAUAUUAGUCAGGAGCCCAUAACUGGGCUCUUGUAUUAGCCCGUGCCAGGCUCUCGGUCACUGGUGCCGACGAGCGAAAAAAGCGAGCAAGCAGUGGGAAAAAAUAGACGGGAAAAGAGAAGGGGGGAGCCUGGGAGCUUUUUUUCAAAUGCCCCACUCCGCCUACUACCCCGCCCACUUCGUGAAAAACCGUUUCUCGUGUCAAAAUGUAGGAUUAAACCGUGGACGAAGAUCCUGCUAGUUGUAAACGUUGGAUCUCUAGAAAAGAGAUCUAAUCAGCCAAAAUAUAAAGAACCAAGAACGAGAAGUCCAAAGACUACUGCAAAGCUGAUUCAGAACAACGUGUAUUGUUUUUUGAACAUAACAAUAUUUCGGCUGGCCAUACCAGCCUUCUUCAGGUUUACAGAUGUUACUGAACUUAUGUAGGAAUCACAGUAUUAUAUAGACGAAGAAUCUCGCAAUAAAAAUUGUUUAAAACGGAUAGGCGGAAAUUACGUACAACACAAAAACUGGAAAGUAAAAAGACUAAGGAUAAGGAUUACAGGUUAUAACUUUUACGCUAAGUAAACUGUCACAAUUGACCAAUCAUAGGUUAUAACAGGAGCUGGUAUACCGGAAUGAGGUAAUUAAAGCAAUGCUUACAUGCUCCACUAUACUCCGUCUCUCCCCAGCCCCCACGCGAUUUUUGCGGAACUUUUCUCGAUCCGCUUUCCUCACCAUCUUGGAGCCUGGAACAGGCUGUUCCUAUGUCCCACGCAAAUCCAACUUAAACCCAAGCACUUUGCACAUACGCAUUUGAGCAUCCUGCUUGACAUCUUCAUAGCGUAAACAUUAAAAAAAAGGAAUAAAACGAUUUGAUGAUGUUUAGAGAGGCGUCAGAGGAAACAACAAGAAAACAAAGUUUCCGAAGGGCAUAUAUACAGGAUGGGUAGAAUACCCGCUCCUGGAAGGCCACUACCUAAACCUCAAGAAAGUCCAAAUGGUGGAUAGAACUAUCCACCGGAUAAAUUACUAUAGAAAAUUCCAGUGGGUAGCGCAAUUGAUUUCUCUAAUAUUUACAAAUCCGAUUAAUAACACUAUCCUUCUUUGGAACAACGGGGGCAUAAGAUCCAUUUAAUUUCUUCAGGUAAAUCAUUUUGAUGGUCUCACAUUGGAGGUGUGGAGUCAAUAUAGAGGAGACACGAAAGAGUAAGUUGUUGCGUGACAGAGUUAAAUGUAAAAACACAACUUUACCGCGGAAAAAUGAACCCAUUUGUUUUAAUGUCUUGUUUUUUGUCCUUUUAGGAACCUCUAUCUCCUUGUUAGUAAAAUGGCCGAUGUGCUUCAUAAAGAAAAGAUGAAAAUAAUUUUAGUAAUUCCACCGCCCUUCUAUGCUGGGUAAGCAUUAUAAAAGUAUUUCUUUGAGGUUUCCCUUGCAUGGGAAACGUUUGCAACAUUUUUUAGCCAUUUAAAAUUGAAAAAGUUUUGAGUUUCUAUCUGCAGUGCAGAUUCCCUUAGUCAGUCAGAAUGGCCCUCGUUUGCUCGUUAGAGAUGUUAAGCACGACUCUUACGGGAAACGGCAAACUGUAAACUGCAGUGAUGACCCAGAGCAACGCAGUAACUCGGCCGCAAUGUAAAAACACAAUGCGUAACGCUGUCUCUGGGAAUCAGGGGGGGAGCGGUACUGCCAUAUAUGGGCUAUAUAGGUAUGUGCCGCUGUGAAGGGUAUGGUUUUCAAGCAGUUAACUCUGGGAUAGGGUAUAUAAAUCAGAGAGUUUGGAUUUUCCAUUUAAUCUGAUCAAUUGGCUGAUGAUUUUAGUCUAGACUACGGAAACCGGGAAUUGCCUUUCAAAAAAAAUCAAAAAAUCAAAUCGGUUUUGUUUUGGCUGGACUGUGCCAGUGACCUCAGUUGUUUCUGGAAAACGGCUACUCUAGGAUAGGGGGGGAUUUGGGGAGUUUAGUCUCGUAUAUAGGUAGCAAAAUUCAUUUGAACUAGCUCUGGUAUCGGCUAAGGGUUCCAGGGUCCCAGCGGCACUUUCCCACCCAAAACGUCCUAAAGUGCCCCCCCCCGGGUUCCUUCCGCAAUUCCAAAGGAACGUGUGAGGAAGCCAUAAGAACGUCGGCGUAGGAAGCUACAAACGUGAUGCUUUAUGGAGAAAUUUAGAACCCCGUUUGCAGCAAACGGUACAUGUAAACGACAAUUUUAACUAAGUGACCAAUUUUUCCCUUUGCUCGUCGUUUUCUGUACAUUUAACAUGUCUGCACAGAAAUAAGAAUUCUCAUGUCAGGCUUUCAAGGUCCAUAAGAAUUAUAUACGUCGAUGUUUACUUUCCUCAAUGAGGAAUUUACAACUGCGUUUGUCGUUGAGGGGAUUCCAUAUCGCUACAAAUCCUUUCUACCUAGUUAUUUUCGAGCGUUAUACCUCGUUUUUAACUGAAACUAUUUGCUUCUCGCCCUGUUUGUACAAGAUCACUGACAAUGUUGAGAGUAAAAAGGUACAGGUCUUGAAUGAUUACUUUAGAGUAACUGUUUAAGUUGUAGAUCUUCUUAAACAAGACCAUCUAGAACUUUGUUUAGAUAUUUUCAUUGGUAUUUGACAAUGUUACGGUUGCAUGGUCUGUUUUUGAUUAAUUUGACGCAGAGAGAAACUAGGUGCUUUUAACAAGCAUGACUUUGAACUGUUGGCACCGGUACUGGAUGGAUUCAGUCUCAUGACAUAUGAUUACUCAUCUCAAGGAAGGUAUUGAACAAUAGCUGAACUCUCCAUCACCUAUAAUGUUGUGGUUCAAUUUUAUCCUUGGUUAAAAUUUGACUUUCUUUUGUUUGAAACUCAGUAUCAGACAUUACCAUACCCAAAUACAAAAUAAAUUAUAAUUAUAAUUAUAAUAAUAAAUCCAAAUCUUUUAUUGAUAACAAAGCUAACUAUAAAAUCCUAUUUACAAUUAAUUUCACUUAAAAAACUAUUCAGUCCAAGUACUAUUUACAUUAUUCCUUUCGAUUAAAAAAAAAGGACAAUUAAUUUCGAUUGAAAAAAUUGAAAAUUGAAAAUCGAAAAUUUCAAAAAUUGAAAAAAAAUAAAUUAAAUUAAAUAAUAAUAAUAAUGAUUUUUAUUAUAUAUUAGUUAUAUCAGUGUAAUUGCGAGUGAUUUGCUCUCUCAACAUAACAGUCCAAAUAUGGACUUUCGGAGGCAAAGAGGCCAGGGUUAAGUUUCUAUUUGAUGGAGCGGUCCCGCCUGAGAAGGUGGGCUGUAGAAAGGAGAGUUAUUUUCUAGAGUUCAUGCAUGUUGAUGUUGCCAAGGAUUUAUUAUUAUUAUUAUUAUUAUUAUUAUUAUUGUGCGGGAAUUUAAGGUCCAAACGGAUCAUCUUAUUGAACACAACAAAGACGAUAUUGUGCUGCUAAAUGGGGACGAGAAUGCGCGCAUUACAAUUAAUGUUGCCCCGUCCAUUCUACACCAGAACAUCGAACGAAUCUGGAACUGUCGUUUAGUUCAAGUCACACGAUACGGCGGCCAUAUUUAAUUACUUAGAUUUAAGGAGUAUUAUAGGAUUCCCAGGGGGCAUGAGCGCGAUCCGAUAUACUCACUCAGUAUUUACGCGCGCUUUUCGGGCCAAUUUUUCUUUAAGUUUUCCUAGAGAAAGAUUGUAAUGGGAAAAAAGAUCGUUGUGCCGUGUUUGGAUGUAAUAAUGAUCGCCUUUUUCCCAAGAAAUAUACAGUGAAGUUCUCUUUUUGUCCGAAAAGCGCGCGUAAAUACUGAGCGAGUGCCCCCCUGGGCAUCCCAUAAUGCUCCUUAAAUCUAAUAAAUUCAAAAUGGCCGCCGUAUCGGUAAAAAGGUCUAUUGGUGCACUGGGAACAGUGUCGACAGGAUUUGGAAUGUGGCUGAGACAGUUAGGAAUACCAUAUUGCAUGAACCUUUUACAGCGAAUAACCUUGCUGGCGUCAGGAAGGAUUCUGCGAAAAGUGCUUGACACUUGAUCAUAUUAAGGACGGAGUAGAUAGCACGGAGUAUCCUAGGCCACAAGCUGUGACUCGAUACUCGGUAACAUUACCUGCAUUAUGUAGUGAUAGGCCUAUAAUGAUAAUCCGGGUCCUUUGGAUUCUAAGACGAGAACAACUACGAUUACGAUAUUUUCUCAAUAUGUAGUAAGAAGUGAAGUCGUUAUUCUACUACGAGUUUUAGCGAGAGUGUCGUAGUGGCGGGAUGUUAGAAGUUUUAGCAUUUUGCAAUCUGGAGAGGGCUCAACCCCCUUCAAUGACGAUAACAGUGCUAACUUUUCUGGUGAAAAAAAAGUACAAUGAAGAAUUCUGGGGUGUUUAUUUCUUGUGAGAAUGCGCGAACAAACUUUUAUCAAAUCUCGUACUCGUAUUCGUUCUCGUCCUCUAAUCUAAAGGUCUUUAAUGAUAAUGACAACGAGAAUGACAAUGAUAAUGAUAACACAACGAUAAUUGUAAACAGUGUGUUUCACUCUACGGAAAGGACAGGAUCAGUGAUGUAAGCCCAGAGAAAGGGAAGCAGCGCUCUAAAAUCCUACUGGGUCUCAACUUUUAUGGACAAGACUUCACGUCAGGGGGCGGAGGACGUAUGUAGUUAUGCUAUAUUUUCAAUGCUUUGAAAUGUAAUUUAUAGAAUAUCUGAUGAAUGACAUUUUUUCCCCGGUUCAAAACAUGCCCCUUUGGAAUGGAUGAAAAUAAGGACUGUGUUUUAACCUGAUCCAACAAGCAGCAAAAAUAAAGCCGAAUUAAAAUAAAAAAUCCAGAGAAAUUUGUCGAAGACCAGCUGCAGCAAAUUUUGGCCGAAAGACAUUCACUGGGAACAGAACAGACACCAACUGGUCAUCAACAACAUUUAAAGGCAAAAUUUCCGUUUUUAUUGCUGUUUUUAAAUUUGUUAUGCACUUUUGUUAUCUCCGGACAAUCAACUUUUAUGGACAAGACUUCACGUCAGGGGGCGGAGGACGUAUGUAGUUAUGCCAUAUUUUCAAUGCUUUGAAAUGUAAUUUAUAGAAGAUCUGAUGAAUGACAUUUUUUCCCUUGUUCAAAAAUAACAUCUAUUUUAUGGUUAAAUCCACGAGCGCGCUUUCCGUGCGGACGAGAUUGGCCUAUGCUGCCCGCUCGGUAUUGCCCGUGUUGGUUUCGGGAAAAAAGCUGGCUCAUUUUGACCUUAUAACAAAUCCGUUAUUGACCAAGCUUGUUCGGUCAAGAUGGCUGAAUAUUGUCCUCGUUCCUUUUUGCGUUUUUCAUUGAUCUCGCGGGCUGCCACUUGGUCGAUAAAAACGCAAAGAAAGAACUUGGCCGAUCCAGCCAUCUUGGCCUUACGCUUGUUCAAUAAUGCAUAAUUAUGUAAUCACUUGCCUCGUUCCUAGGCGUCUCAAGUUUGGUAGAAAACGCGACUGCAAAGCGAUCAAGGAGUAUCGCGCAAUGGGGACGCUCCAGUCGCUCUCGAUUUUCCAUUGCGAAUCCGCUAGAACACGCCUGGGUACAAGGCAGUGUAAUUACCACACGGGACGAUUCGCAACGACGAUUUUUAGCGCAACACAGCGUUGCAGCAUUGUUGCGACGUUGUUUCGAACACUUCCAACAUUGGUCCAACAUUGGACCUCAGUGUUGCGAUAAAAUUCGUCCUUGCGAAUCGUCUCGUGUAACAUCACCUUAAAGCGUUCUUUAUACACUCACGACACUUCACUGUGUACCCACAGUUUUUUUCCUCACGUUCUGCAUGGGGUUGGGGAUAGCGGAACAGACAAUUAAGUUUCUCAAAUUCUAGAUUUCACAGGUUUUUAAACAUCAGCUGCUCAAGAUAGACAACUGACUAAGCCUCUUGUCUGGGCUCGGAUCCUGAAACCUUGAGGGACGAACAAAUAGGGGUGGGAAAUCGCCCUGAGCUUGAACGACAGAGGAGGACCUUGUUUUAUUGUCGUUUCUAAAUUUUUAUUUGAUUAUGUCAGUUUUCUAUCUCACCUAUUACUUUUUAUUUUUUUCUUUCAUUUCGUUUUGUACAGCUAUCUUGGGGUCGAGGUGAGUGUUGUUUAAAGGGGGGAGGUGAUUAGAUAGAAUUAGAAAUAUACUGUUCUCUAAAAAACUCUCGUUACGCCAAAAGAGUUCUCGCUCUGGGUAGGUGGUUUUCUAACCAUAUUCAUCGCAUAUUUCAACUUUAGAAAAAAACAUAAUUCUCUAUUGAAUUACGUAAACCACUUCUAGACCAAAUUCCGAUUUGUGUAGUAUAUCUUUGGUCAUAUUAGGCGCCCCAGUUCUUAUAAGUGCCGCCAAUACUUAAUCGUCCCCUCGUCCUCAACCCAAUAAGCUGCGCCCCUUUUCGUUAUAAAAACACCUUCAUUCAACCUUGGUUGAUCUUUCUGUCGUAGAAGCUCGCAUAUAAUUAUUUCCCUGAGCGUUAAUCAAAUCAUUAAGGUGGUUUUUGUACCGGGAGUACCCCUAGCCCUAGUUCUUUAAAAGUUGAAGAAUGCUGUCCACCGAAUGAAUCACUAUCCAGUGGACAAGUAUUAUGAAUUGCGAAAACCACUGGAUAGUGAUUGAUUCAGUAGAUAGUGCUAUUCGCCUUUUGAAGGAAACUGGGGUCCUUCUACUGGAAGGACCAAGGAGCCGCUCAUAGUGCCACAUCAGUUCUGACUGAAUUUGAAGUGAUUGUAUCUCAUAGAUAUGUCGAGUUGCUGACAAAGCACAAAACAGAAAAACUGGUCUGGGAGGAAGCCGUAGGAGAGCAUUCCUUCUCCUUUAGGUAUGUACAAUCACUACAUUACAGGUAGAAUUCGAUUGAAUAGGUGGAGUUGAAAAGCGAUUUCGUGUAACCCACUCUAAUGCGCUCUUUGAGGGAAAUGAAAUAAUAGUAAUCAUCAUCAUCAUCAUCGUCAUCGUCAUCAUCAUCAUCAUCACCAUCAUCACAUCAUCAUCAUCAUCAUCAUCAUCAUCAUCAUCAUCAUCAUCAUCGUCGUCGUCGUCGUCAUCAUCAUCAUCAUCAUCUCUAGUCUCAUGUACUUUUAAGCUUGUGCAGUAAUCUUUUCAAUUCGUAGCUGACGUCUCUAUUUUAAACAUAUUUCAGCGCUGCCGGUUCAAACCACAUCGUGUUUUACCCAACGUUAAAGGUAAGAGUUCCUAAGAAUACGCAUAUAACACUGGCUGGUCGCGGCUGGGUAUUAUGACUCAGUUGGUAAGGCGCUCUCGUGAUAAGCGGCAAUUAUAAGUCCUGGGGUUCAGAAGCCGAGUAAUCGGCUCCUGCUCGGUUCGAUCAACGGCCGAAGCAAUGGUUAGGGUGUAGUUGCAAGUUGCAUAAAAUAACUUAAGAUUAAAAGCCAAUUUCCUUCGCUUAGCCCCUUCGUUCCCGAGGCUUUUCUCGCAUGGUUUUCACGGAUUAUUCAGGCCAAGGCGGAUUAACUUGUACAGGAAACAUACGGAAGGGCGUGACGAGACGUUCAUCACUCAUUCAGGGAACGGUUGAAAACAUUGGCGCUUAAUGUUAAGUUGCUCUGUGCCACCUGUCCUCAGGAUCUUGAUCUAAGUGACGAUGAUGUUACCGCCUUGCUGCGCAUGUGUAGUUCUCUAGUGUGAGAUAUCAACAAAACAACCACAGUUUUUCAAUUCCUUUUCCACAUUCGCCUACCACCAAUGUGGCCCGGGUUCGAAUCCUGGUGUCGACGCCAUAAGAAUGAUGUUUGGGUUGAGUUUGAUGUUGGUUUUCUCUCUUGCUCCGAAAAGUUUUUCUCCGGGUACUCCGGUUUUCCCUUCUCCUCCAACGCUUGCAAACUCCAAUUCCAGCUGGAACGCACAGACACGUUUGAAAGACUUCUUAAGAACUUUUGAGCGCUUUGUGCGUAAAGAAAUUACAAUUUUACUGUUUACAAGUAUAAUUUAUUUACAAUUUACUCCUGUAGCUGGCUAAAAUAACGUAAUAAAUUUUCGUAACUCAAAACGGUUUCACAGCGUAGUUAUUAAGAUUUAAAUUUAGGUACUAAAUUUUUAUUGUGUAAUUUUGUAAGACGGCGGAAAUGAAGUUAAAAAGUUGUGAACGACUUAUUCUGUGAAUGUCUUCUUCCUUAUCUCUUAAGCCUCUGUAUCUUUGUUACUGGGCUUUCAUCGUGCAAUUCUGGCGACUUUUUUUGCGUAACAUUUUGAAGGAGAUCCGAAGAGAGAGUUUUCAUAAAUUGUCCGCAAAAAUUCACCUUCUUCAUGUACCAACUGAAGAAAAAGAUUCAGCACCGUAUCCAACUAUUCCUCUUUGCGUGUUCUUUCAUUAGUCCAUACAGGUUCGACUGGACCUUGCUCGUGAACUCGAGGUGGGAAUCUCCAUUUGGGAAAUCGGACAAGGACUGGAUUAUUUUUACGACUUACUCUAA
Molecule: messenger RNA, 16569 nt
Organism: Porites lobata
Lineage: Eukaryota; Metazoa; Cnidaria; Anthozoa; Scleractinia; Poritidae
Source: the annotation of a GenBank genome assembly